Parus major (Great Tit) is the source of this 4030-nucleotide messenger RNA. RefSeq names its product bone morphogenetic protein 3 (gene BMP3). Gene Ontology annotation, cellular component: extracellular region. The record is from RefSeq and is a predicted model, not a curated record. The coding region runs from base 1952 to 3157 and encodes 401 amino acids. NCBI's taxonomy places the organism in Eukaryota, Metazoa, Chordata, Aves, Passeriformes, Paridae. The transcript has 7 exons. Gene Ontology annotation, molecular function: growth factor activity; cytokine activity. Gene Ontology annotation, biological process: SMAD protein signal transduction; osteoblast differentiation; BMP signaling pathway.
CUCCCCUGUGCCCGCCCACAGCCACAGCUUUUCCUCCGCCCUCCGUACCGGCCUCUCAAACCGCGGGGGGGAGGGCAAGGACGGGCACGGGGCUGCUGACACCCGCGUCGCCUCUGCCACCGCGCAGCCCAGCUGCUCUCCGGUCACCGCCGUGCGUCAUCACGUCCCCGGCUCCAGCACCGAGGCCGCCCGACGCCGGCACACGGUCCCCGCCUGUCUCUGCCGCGCUGCUAACACCGGCACAGAUCCCGUCUGUGUCCGCUGCGACAGGAACUCUCCCGGACAACGCGGAACAGCGACAGCCGCGGCCCCCGCGCAGCGAUGUGCUGCCACUUCCGGGUUCACCUACGCGGCCACCGUCGCAGCCGAUGACGAAACAGCCCCGCGACUCUGGAGCUGCCGCGGAACGCGGGGCAGAACGGGAGCGGGAAAUGGAGGGAAAUGAGGAAAGAGAUUAUUCAGAAGCAGAGACUGGAGCACCAACAGGGACAAUUCAAGCACAGGAACUUAGAAAGACUUCGAGAGAAAGUGAUCUACCAGAGGCAGUUCACGAAAAAAACGAAAUCCCGUUAAUUGCAGGAAUGCAUGUUGUUUUUACCCUUUUGCUUUAAUUUUUGCAGUAAAACUUUACCUGUAAAUCAGCCCGAGAUAAAUGCCCGGGUUGCCUUAGCCGAAGACUGCAAGCUUUGAUACCAUCUGUUUGUCAGAUCAUACUGUUCCUCUUCAUAAACAGCUGCAAAAUUUAAAAGAUUUAGCCAACCAAACUCAUAUUGAUAAUUCUAAAGUGACUCAAUCUGACCUUCAAAAGUUAGAGAAGCUGGACAAUUUGUUUUAAAGUUUAAGCUUUGCGCCUUGGCUAAGAGAACUCUGUAAAAUAAGCUUAAUUGUUUUAAUAAGUGUUAAUUGUAGUCUUAGCAGCAGUGCCCAUUAUACUUCAGUGUGUGCAAAAACUAACAAAUAAGACAGUUUCUAGUAUAACAAUGUCCUUCUCCUGACAGAAAGCCCAAAGGCCAAGAAGCAAGGGAAGGACUUGUAAAGCUUGUAGAGCCUCAAAUGCAACACUGUAUGAAAAAUCUGUAGUGGGUGUAUCUCGUAGAGAUUGGAUACUGGGAAUUAGAAUAUUCACUAUAGAAAAAGAUAUAUUGGAUUGUAACAAGAACUUUGCUCUCUUAGCUAUUAACCUCUCUCUUACCUCUCUCUCUUAUCUCUUAGCAGGUUUGGGGCCUGGAGUAUCCCAGCUUCAUAAUUGUUUGUCACAGUUUGGCUCCUGGCAGAGGAAGGGAGUCUGUUCUUGGCUGUUGGCUGUCGGUGUCACCCCCUGUUGGUGUCCCCAGCCCCCUUUGCCAUCCCCCCGCCGGGGUGGGAGCUGUGCAGAGCCACGGCUGCGUCACCUUGGGAGAAGCUGCUGCUGUAUUGUGAAAUCUGCAGAGGUGCUGAGGCCCAGAGAGUGGUUUGAGGGUUUGAAAAAGCACAACAGGGAACAGAGAAAUCAGCUCCAGUAGGCUGAGGACCGUGCCCUGUAACUUGGAAGCCUGGGACAAGAGCUGAACAAUAAUUUCUUCUCAGGCUGCCAGAGAAGCUGCAGAUUGUGCUGCAAGAAUAUCCACGAGGUACCAAUGAUGAUGUACAGUUUUUAAAUUAGUCUGGAAAGGAAACCACGUUGUUUGGAAGGAAAGCCUCAGGUGGAACAUUUCUGGCUGGCUGAGGGGCAGAGGAAAUGCUGCCUGAAGUGUGGUCCCACAGCACGUGUGAGCAAACCUGCUUGUGAGCUUUAAACCAGCCCUGGUCACUGAGAAACGUGGGACAAGAACUGACUGAUAGCUUCUCGCAGGCCCUAGCAGGAAGAGCAGCAGCAAAUUGUGUUGGAAGAGUUUCCGGUCAUUUUUCAUUCUGUUGUGGCUGGCUAAUUGGCAGAGGAGGUGCUGCCUGAGGAGCAGCUCCAUAGCGUGGCAUGAGCAAGGUUUUGCAUGAGCUUCAAACGAGUCACAGUUUCUGGCAAACGUCCUGGGAGCUGUUCUACUUUGGGAUAUUCAGGGGGAAAUGCAGCACAAAAGGGAGCCCUGAAAGCCAGGAGAUGUACGUUUUUAACUUGACAUCACUCACAGAGUCUGAAAAUGUCUUGUCAGCUUCGGUGUAUUAUUAUAUUGGUGAUCUGCUGCAUGUGAAGUGGAACUGUUCCCAGUCCAGUGGCUGUUCUCAUCACAGGCACAGGAAGCCUGAAAUUCAGCUACAUCUUUCAGUUUGGACCUUUCCUUCAGCUGGGAACCCGACUCGGAGCCUGGGACAUUUUCUCAUAAAUGUAUCCUCUGCUUACCAGGAUAUCCUCUCCUGGCAGUGGAAGGAUAUCACUCGGCUCCUGCACGAAGCAAAGCAGAACAAGGAACUGCUGCUCAGUGUUAAAAUGGAUCUGACCAGCCACCAUCCCUGGGAAAGAGCAUCUUCCUCCUACGAACCCUACAUCCUGAUUUAUGCCAACGAUUCCGCUAUCUCGGAGCCGGAGAGCGUUGUCUCUACUUUGCGAGGACACCGCCGUCCUCUGGCGAGGGUCCUUCCCGAGCCGGAGAGCCGCACGAGCAGCAGCAUCGACAACCGCCGGAGAAAACGCUCUGCAAACAUCCUGCUGCCGCUGCAGGACAACGAGCUUCCAGGAGCCAAGGACCAGUACGCUGAGGACGAGAGAUGGCAAGGCAGAAAACCCUACAAGGCCUUCCAGCCGCAGCUAGCAGACGGGGCCAGGAGUAAGAAAAAGCAGAGGAAGCAUCAUCUGCAGAAGAGCCAGACGCUCCAGUUCGACGAGCAAACACUGAAGAAGGCGAGGAGGAAGCAGUGGAACGAGCCGAGGUAUUGUGCCCGGCGCUAUCUCAAGGUGGAUUUUGCAGACAUCGGCUGGAGCGAGUGGAUUAUUUCCCCCAAGUCCUUUGACGCCUAUUACUGCUCAGGAGAAUGCCAGUUCCCCAUUCCAAAGGCCAUGAAGCCGUCCAACCACGCCACCAUCCAGAGCAUUGUGAGAGCCGUCGGAGUCGUCCCUGGCAUUCCCGAGCCUUGCUGCGUUCCUGACAAAAUGUCUUCUCUCAGCAUCUUAUUCUUCGAUGAGAACAAAAACGUGGUUCUGAAGGUGUACCCCAACAUGACAGUGGAGUCCUGUGCCUGCAGAUAACGCCUUGGGAGGCCUUUGGGCACCGCCAGGGCCAUCACUUGCUGUUUGGGGAGGGGAAUGGCAGGAGGCUCAUCGUACCUACUUGAUGUUUGCACUGCUGAGGCAUUUCCUUUGGACAAAAAAGAGAAAAUGUAAAGAAAUCCAGUCAGUGAGAAUGGGAACAGAAUGGAUUCCAUACAGGGCUUCCAAGACAAGCGAAUACAGACUUGGUUCCUGUGUGGUUUGAACCGAGACACAAGGCCUGGGAAUGGGACCUGACUGGAGCUGUGGAAAGCGGGAGGCAAAAGAAGAAUCUGCAUUUUUGAGACUGCCCAAAGGGACACGGUGAUCUGUUUUUGCAGGAGACUUUGGAAGCAGCACAAGCUGUGUUUAUUCUUAUCUCUGUUCUAGUGGUGACUGAUGGCAGGGGGAGGUUAGAAAUGUAGUAGUCUUCAUUGUAAAGCUAAGUUUCUUGCCUUAGGUUUUAGAGUAGUACAGCAAGGUGGCAAAACAAAGCUGACAAAGGUUUAUCUGUGUAUAGACUGUCAAUCGAAAAAAAUGAUAAUCACCCCCAAAAAAGAGAAGUUAUUUUGUAUAUGGAAAGAAACUUUCACAGAUUCUUCUAAUUUAUUUUAUAUCCGUGGCCCCAUCCUAAUGUAUCCUUCUUUAUCUCAGCACUCUUUAAAGCGUGCAGUUUUCUCUGUCAGUGCCGAGAUGAAUGAACUGCCAGGACUGUAGUGGAGCUCCGCAGGACAGGGGCACCCGCAGUGUGAAGGGCAUGUUUCGGUGCCGAUGGAUACGCCCGUCUGAUCUGUAUUGUUUUCCUCCAGUAAUGCGGGCGUUCUGCUCGGAACUCCGCAGAGACGUGAAAUAAAAAUGACUUAAAACCCGAAA